Lichtheimia ornata is the source of this 660-nucleotide messenger RNA. RefSeq lists its product as uncharacterized. The record is from RefSeq and is a predicted model, not a curated record. Lineage: Eukaryota; Fungi; Mucoromycota; Mucoromycetes; Mucorales; Lichtheimiaceae. The transcript has 4 exons. The coding region runs from base 1 to 660 and encodes 219 amino acids.
AUGCGUGCAACCUCCUCUCUCGCCACCAUCGCAUCAAAGUACAGGCACGCAUCCAUUGCCACCUUCAAAAAGCUUGGUAUUCUCUCUAUCCAAGUGAUAAAGAUGGAAAUGACAUGGAGCACCACAAGUUUGAAUGACGCAUACACAUGGAAACGGAUGGAUUUGCGGAUUGCCGAGAUCCCGACAACAUUGUCAGACCGAAUCAGCAUGCUACGCUACUUUGAGUUGCUGGCGACAUUGAUGCAUGGCAUUGACACAUGUAUCAAGGUAGAGAAUGGGCUCAAGAGCGAACAUGUUGGAUCGGUAUUUUUUGAAGGAAGGACAAUUGAAGAAGGGAAUUACGAGAGCAAUGUGCUCGGCUUGGCCAACUGCACCUUGGGUGCCAGUUGCACGAUCAAGCUUGCCAAUCCCAGAUUUCGCAAUGUCGCUACCAGCCAAACUGGAUCUGGGGGUCGACCUCUUCGACGACGACGACCAAAAAAUAUUUUUUGGGCUGUUUGCGACAUUGAACGCGAAACUUUUACACAAGGUGCUGUUGGCCAAGCCGAGCACAUUGCUCUAUUCAAAACCCCACGUUUCAUUGUAAAGUUUGGAGAUACAGGCACCUUUAUGUUUGUGGACCCUGGCAGAGCAAAAGAUGCAGAGGGUCGUGUUGUGUAA